Molecule: messenger RNA, 3968 nt
Organism: Camellia sinensis
Lineage: Eukaryota; Viridiplantae; Streptophyta; Magnoliopsida; Ericales; Theaceae
Source: RefSeq, a predicted model, not a curated record
CCAACCUCCCCUAAGCCUCCUCUUUGCCCAAAAAAAGUCUUCUUUCAGAGGCUUCUGGGGGAAGAGGAAACACAAAUAGUUAGAGAGAGAAAGUUAGAGUGAGAGUGUGUGCUUGUUUUGGGAGAGUGUGGGUGGUUGGUGCAACCUCACUUAUGGCCACCCCUCUGUCUUCCUCUGCCAACAAUCGCAGGAGCUCACUGCUAAAAUACGCUCCAACUGCGCACUCCCAUAGCCUCAACCCCUUCGCCCCAAAACAAAACUAGCAAACCUGCAAUGCCAUCAACACUUUCCAUGGCGACGACUUCUAUCCUGCUACUUGUGGUUAUCUUAACCCACUUGCUAUCCUGCGCCGCCCGGCCCAGCCCCGAAACCCUAGCCGAGAUCGAAGCCCUGACUUCCUUCAAGCUCAACCUCCACGACCCUCUCGGCUCCCUCAACGGCUGGGACUCCUCCACGCCGUCAGCUCCCUGCGACUGGCGCGGUGUCGCUUGUUACAACAGCCGAGUCAGCGAGCUCCGCCUCCCUCGCCUCCAGCUCGCCGGACCACUCUCAACCCAAAUCGCUAACCUGCGCAUGCUGCGCAAGCUAAGCCUCCGUUCCAAUUUCUUCAACGGUACAAUCCCAUCUUCUCUCACCAAAUGCACUCUCUUACACUCUGUUUUCUUGCAAUACAACUCUUUCUCCGGCAACCUCCCGCCGGAGAUCGUCAAUCUCACCGGCCUCCAAAUCCUCAGUCUUGCCCAAAACCAACUCUCCGGCGAAGUCCCCGGCGACCUCCCUAAAAGCCUUCGAUUCCUCGAUCUUUCCUCAAACUCGUUCUCCGGCGAUAUACCCAGAAACUUAUCGACUCUAUCAGAGCUCGAGCUAAUCAAUUUGUCGUACAACCAGUUCUCCGGCGAGAUUCCGGCGAGCGUCGGUGCUCUCCAGAAGCUUCAGUACCUGUGGCUCGAUUACAACCUUCUUCAAGGAACUUUGCCUUCGGCGAUAGCUAACUGUUCAUCGCUUGUACAUUUCAGUAGUGAAGGAAAUUCAAUCGGCGGUGUGAUUCCGGCGGCGAUUGGAGCUCUUCCGGAGCUCCAAGUGAUUUCUCUAUCACACAACAAUCUCUCUGGUUCGAUCCCUUCUUCGAUUUUCUGCAAUGUUUCAGUUUAUGCUCCGUCGAUUCGAAUCGUGCAACUGGGUUUUAAUGGGUUCACGGACAUUGUUGGGCCUGAGACAGCGACGUGUUUCAGUGUUAUUCAGAUUUUGGACAUUCAACAGAAUCAGAUUCAAGGUGGGUUUUCUAUGUGGUUGACGAAUCUUUCAACUUUGACAAAGUUGGACGUUUCGGGUAACUCGUUUUCGGGUUCGAUUCCUGCUUCGAUUGGAAACUUACUGAGAUUGGAGGAGUUAAAGAUGGCGAAUAAUUCACUCAACGGUUUAGUUCCAGCUGAGAUCGCAAAAUGUAGCCUUCUUCGUGUUCUUGAUCUCCAAGGAAACAACUUUACUGGUGAAAUUCCUCUAUUUUUGAGUGAGCUCAGAGGUUUGAAAACACUCACACUUGGUGCAAAUCAUUUCUCAGGCUCAGUUCCAUCGACUUUCGGCAAUCUCACCGGCCUCGAAACUUUGAAUUUAGGGGAUAAUAACUUGACAGGAGACCUGCCGGCGGAGCUAAUGCAAUUGAGCAAUCUGAGCACAUUGAGCCUCAGCGGAAACAAGUUUUCGGGUCAAGUUCUGGCAAAUAUUGGGAAUUUAAGGCAGCUAUCGGUGCUGAAUUUGAGCGGUAAUGGGUUUUCGGGUACCAUUCCGGUGAGUGUGGGGCGUCUUUACAAGCUAACCACUCUCGAUUUGAGCAAGCAGAACCUUUCUGGUGAGUUGCCUUUUGAUCUCGCGGGUUUGCCAAAUCUGCAAUACAUUGCUCUGCAAGAGAACAAGUUAUCUGGGGAAGUUCUUGAAGGUUUCAGUAGUUUGUCCAGUUUGAAAUACUUAAAUCUCUCUUCCAAUGCCUUAUCUGGUCUCAUUCCUUCAACUUUUGGGUUUCUAAAAUCACUACUCGUUCUCUCAUUGUCCAACAAUCACAUCUCUGGUUUGAUUCCACCGGAGCUUGGGAAUUGUUCUAACCUUCAAGUUUUGAAUCUUCGUUCUAAUUCUUUCAGUGGUCCAAUCCCAAUGGACCUUUCUCGUCUCACCCAUUUGAAUGAUCUUGAUUUAGGUAGAAACAAUUUAACAGGCGCAAUCCCAGAUCAAAUGUCCAAAUGCUCGGCACUGACUUCUCUUUUACUCGAUUCAAAUCAUCUCCCAGGCCAAAUACCAGACUCAUUGUCCAAUUUAUCAAACCUCACAGUCCUCAAUCUCUCUGCAAACAACCUGACCGGACCGAUUCCAGCAAACAUUUCACUCAUCUCUAGCUUGGUCUACUUCAAUGUAUCCCAAAACAACCUCUCCGGCGAGAUUCCAACAAUGCUGGCUUCAAGAUUCAACGAUCCAUCUGAUUAUGCAGGAAAUCCGAACUUAUGUGGGAAACCCUUAAGCACGAAAUGCGAAGAGAUGAGUAAUAGGAAGAAGAGGCUGAUCAUGUUUAUUGCCAUGGCUGUUAGUGGUGGUUUCCUCUUAGCACUGUGUUGUUGCUUCUACACUUACAGUCUCUUGCGGUGGCGCAAGAGGCUCAAAGAAAAGGCUGCCGGAGAGAAAAAGCGCAGCCCAGCAAGAGCAAGCUCAGCUGCAGCCAGCGGAGGUCGUGGAAGUGGCGAUAAUGGCGGUCCAAAGCUUGUUAUGUUCAAUAACAAGAUCACUCUAGCCGAAACAACCGAAGCAACGAGACAAUUCGAUGAAGAGAACGUUCUAAGCAGGACUCGAUACGGGUUAGUCUUCAAAGCCUGUUACAGUGAUGGAAUGGUGCUUUCGAUUCGGAGACUCCCUGAUGGAUCGCUAGACGAAAACAUGUUCAGAAAAGAAGCCGAAUCGCUCGGGAGAGUGAAGCACAGAAACCUCACAGUCCUCCGUGGGUACUUCGCCGGACCACCAGACCUCAGACUCUUAGUCUACGACUAUAUGCCUAACGGAAACCUAGCCACAUUGCUUCAAGAAGCUUCUCACCAAGACGGGCAUGUAUUGAAUUGGCCAAUGCGCCACCUAAUAGCCCUCGGAAUCGCCCGCGGCCUCGCCUUCCUCCACUCCACCGCCAUGGUUCAUGGCGAUGUCAAGCCUCAGAACGUCCUAUUCGACGCCGAUUUUGAAGCUCACCUCGCUGAUUUCGGCCUAGACAAGCUCAUAACAACUUCAGCUACUCCAGAGCCUUCAUCUUCAACUUCAUUAGUUGGGACUCUGGGAUAUGUAUCCCCCGAAGCGACUCUCACUGGAGUCGCCACUAAGGAAUCAGAUGUUUACAGUUUUGGUAUUGUGUUGCUCGAGUUAUUGACGGGGAAGCGGCCGGUGAUGUUUACGCAGCAAGACGAAGACAUAGUAAAGUGGGUGAAGAAGCAAUUGCAGAGAGGGCAAAUCUCGGAGCUGCUCGAGCCGGGUUUGCUGGAGCUGGACCCGGAAUCGUCUGAGUGGGAAGAGUUCUUGCUCGGUGUUAAAGUCGGGUUGCUGUGUACUGCACCCGACCCGCUCGACCGACCCACCAUGGCCGAUAUCGUUUUCAUGCUCGAAGGCUGCCGGGUCGGACCAGAUAUUCCGUCAUCCGCCGAUCCCACCUCCCAACCAUCGCCGGCAUGAAGAGAGGACAAAAAAACCCAAUCUUUAAUUUCUUUUAAAUUUUUUGUUCUUUUUUUUAUUUUUUAUUUUUGAUUUAAUGAAAGUGUAACAAUGGUUGGCUAGUUUUGUUUUGUUUUGGAUUGGAAUUUUUAAUUGGGUUUUGUUUGUUAGUUGGUUUGUAAAAACGCCGUGCCGUCCGGGAGGGAUUGUGUGGAGCCAGGAGUAGUCUAGCUUUAGCUCUACAAUGAGUGAGAGACUGAAAGUGAGUGAGUAAUAAAUAUUUUAAUUUUUGU